AUGGAUCCGCAGCAGCAGUACAUCGCGCAAGUCAAAGAAGAAUACGAUGAGCUUGGCAUCUGGGUGCCGGUGAACGAAGAGCAAGUACCUGUUGAGAGCGUGGCCACUCCUGUCCCUAAAAUUGAGCCGACCGAUCAAACUACCACUACCCACAGCAAACCGAGGAAGUCCAAGAAAGCCAAGAAAGUCAAACGAACCGAACCUCUUACAAAAAGAGAACGGCAUGUCCAACGUCUCGAGACGCUGAAUUCCCUGCUCCGCAAAGAUCUCAGAGAGGCUCGCGACGGGACAACAGUGCAGCGGAUGAAAGACCUUGAGAACCAAGUCCUCUUGCUGCAAGAAGCCACUGGAUCCAAUAAAGCCAGUAUCAUCAAAGAUCUCAAGCUAGAAAAUCAGCAAUUGCAGAAGAAGGUUGAGAACUUGAAGCGAAGGGUCAAGAAUGCAGAGCGAGACAUUCGAGCGUACAACAACUGCAUCAAUCUGGCAGUCCGUAAUCUAACGAAGAAACUGAAAUGGGAGCAAAAGACUAGAAAGAGAGUGGAGGAUUGCUGGCAUAAGGCCGAGGAGCGCUUGGCACACCUCACGGGUCUCGAGGGAAAUGAGGCUGAGAUGACUGAAGAGUUGCUUAACGAAGAAGAGUCUAUGAAAGAAGAUCUCAUCAAAGAUGAAGAUUUGAUGGAGAGUGAGUGA
Molecule: messenger RNA, 690 nt
Organism: Alternaria novae-zelandiae
Lineage: Eukaryota; Fungi; Ascomycota; Dothideomycetes; Pleosporales; Pleosporaceae
Exons: 3
Coding region: 1-690 (229 amino acids)
Source: RefSeq, a predicted model, not a curated record